UAAAACUUUUCCCCGGUUUUUAAUUUCUAAUUUGACACCCGAAACCUCUUAAUUCCUGCUCUUGGACCUAAUUGUCGCGUCUUUUGUCUCUAACUGAUGACUUUGAGUCGAGCCUUGAACACACCUCGCAACUCCUCAAGCCUCAUCUCAUGGAUUUCCAGUGGUAAGCUCCAGCAAACAGUAGCCAAGUGUGUAGAAGUCAGCGGAAUCGGUCUCCACUCGGGCAAGAUUUGUACUGUCAGAAUAUUACCGGAGGUAGGAGGGGAGGGUAGGUACUUCGAAUUCGGUAGCAAUGUGAUUCGGGCAUCUAUUGAUUACGCGGAGGAGGAGUCUCGACUGUGCACCAGGCUGUGUAAAGAUGGACACUCUAUUAGUACCGUUGAGCACUUGCUUUCCGCUUUGGAAGCCACCGGCGUCGAUAAUUGCCGUCUCCAAAUCCAAACCUCCCAUCCUCACCAUCCAUCCUCCUUUGAGGUUCCUAUUCUGGAUGGAUCAGCAAGAGAAUGGGUGGAAGCAGUUGAAGAAGCUGGGCUGAAGGUAGCAUUAGAUCGUAAUGGUAAAAGCUGUGAGAAAUUAGCUCCUGUUCUUAGAGAACCUGUUACUGUAUGGAAAAAUGAUUCUUUUAUAGCUGCAUUCCCUUAUUCAACGGUCAAGAUCACCUAUGGCAUUGACUUUCCACAGGCACCUGAAAUUGGCUGUCAAUGGUUCUCUUCAACCUGUCUGGAUAAAGAUUUCUUCUCCAAAGAACUAGCUUCUGCAAGAACCUUUUGCAUUUAUGAGCAGGUUGAACAACUAUGCAAAUCAGGAGUUAUCAAGGGGGGUUCGGCAGAAAACGCCAUUGUUUGUAGUGAAAGUAGAGGCUGGCUGAAUCCACCGCUGCGUUUUAGUGAUGAACCUUGCAGGCACAAGGUUUUAGAUCUUAUAGGUGAUCUCUCUCUUUUGGCGCACGGUGGUAACCAAGGGCUUCCAGUGGCACAUAUUAUUGUUUAUAAGGGCGGACAUGCACUGCAUGCGGAUUUUGCUCGCUGCUUAUCAAGAAUCAACUGAGCCUGGUAUUGAUGGAAAUUUACUAGGCUUGGUGCUCUAGCUGUUGUUGGUAGAAGCCUUUACUCUUUACGAGUCCCUUCUGGUCCAAAGGUCUUCAAGAAUGUGAUUGACUAUUUGCUAAACGUUGUCAAUGCGUAAGCUAAGUGUUAAAAAGUAGGAGCCAUGAGUUACUUGACCCAACUUUUGACAACAUUAUCACUUGGAUGGUAAUUGGUAAGACUCAAAAAGUAUUGUGAUCAAAUCUUUGGCCAAAGGAGUUACACCUGUUCGUUUUACCUAAACUUUUCAAUCAUUAA
Lycium barbarum (goji berry) is the source of this 1343-nucleotide messenger RNA. RefSeq names its product probable UDP-3-O-acyl-N-acetylglucosamine deacetylase 1, mitochondrial. The transcript is spliced from 7 exons. The record is from RefSeq and is a predicted model, not a curated record. Lineage: Eukaryota; Viridiplantae; Streptophyta; Magnoliopsida; Solanales; Solanaceae. The coding region runs from base 97 to 1047 and encodes 316 amino acids. Gene Ontology annotation, biological process: lipid A biosynthetic process.